GCACAGGUAUCUUUGUUGUUCCACUUCUCCAGAUCCAAGCCAAACCGUAGGUUAUACUUGUGUAGGUACUUUAACUCAUGGAAAUGUUCAUUCCAUUCGCUGUUUAGGAGAGACUCUGCUCUUGACGCGAUGAGUCGUUAUGCCAGCUUUAUUCCGCAGGUAAGUGCCAGAUAUCAAACAGGUGAACAGAUUUCAAGUGUCUGAAUACCGAUUCAUUACACCGGAUUAGGGUGUGUAAUCUACAUCCCGUCUGUUUGAAGUGCAGUUCAAUAGCAAGUGUUUAUUUGAAAGAAAUGAGUUCGAGUAAAGCCAGCGAUGAAACUGAUCGCGGUGUAGUGACUAAUCGCACAGAGGAGCAUAGUAAUGGAGCUGCAGUAUUUAUGCAGCCGCAAAAUAAAAAUUCUCGUAUCCAGGAAACCUCCCUGUCAGUUGAAAACAGCGGACAUACAGAUAAGGAGACUAGCACCAGUUCAAAUUGGGUAAAAUUUGAUGAUGACGAAGGCGGCAAAAAAGUAGGGACAAACCUGCAAUCUAAUGCACCGACAGUGCCAGUAACAACAACGGAAAAUGUUACACCGGCGGUUUUACCCACAGAAACAGUCCACGUUACCGUUGAUUCGAGGUUUCCAACUACGCCAAAACAAACCACCAAUAACUUAACUACCAACACAGUGUCUACACCGAUGGGCGCUGCUCCUGCUAGUGGCAUCACCAAAACCUCGCAACCUGCUGUAAUAGACAUUCCCAAACAGUCAGUCAAUGUUGUUCAACCUAUUCAGUCAAUGCGUACCAUUGAACUGUCCACCGGCCGUGUACGCGAAGGAUUUGCAAAUGGUGAUGUUAUUGUUACGCUACUCCCAACAAACACUCGCUGGCCAUGGGUUACCCCUGCGGUUUUCAAACCAGAGCUUGUUCCAGAGGAAUUGAUGGCUCAGGGAUUAACACUAACCGUCGAAGAGUACGUUCAUGCUAUGGAAACAUUAGUUAAUGAUUACCGUUUCACCAUGUACAAUAUAUGCUACAAGCGUGUACUAGUUGUUUGGAUACUUUUUGCUUUCAUUGUACUGCUCGGUUUAUUAUUUUCUGGUCUCUAUGGCAUUACGUUAUUUUCCUUGGGCGUCGGAUGGCUAUUCCUCAAUGCGGCGGCCAUUUUCUUAUGCAUGUGGGUUAAGUUGCGUUUAGCACGUGGUCUCGAACGGUGUAUGGCCCGUGUUAAUAAACAAUUGAUACGGCACAAAAUUCUACUCGUACUGGACGACAGAGGGCACAUUUCAUGUCACAAAGUAAAUCUAUGUUUCAUGUAUUUUGAACCAUCACAAUGCAUCAGCUACCUAAACGAGUUUAUCGAACGGAGCGAGCAGAACGGCAAUACCAUUGAAUCUGGCUGGGAAAGUCGACUUGACGUUACCACUAAUGACAUUGUUAUUCAAGGAGCCAACACGACUCGGUUGUCUAGAAAGCAGGGAAGAGCUGAGGAUAUAUUUCUACGCUAUUUGCAACGAUGGGGUAAGGACUACCUUCGACGGCGAUUGGAUUGGACCAUCGAAGAAAACGGUAUCGUGUCUGCUCCCAGACACAUUCCGACUGCUUACUGUCCUUGUCAGUAUGGUGAAGAAGUUUUGCUACACAAAAAACCGAAAGAAGAUCCACGUGUUUGCUGUGCUUCACUUCGGCUUCGACUUCAAAGAAUUGGAUUCCAGUUCUAAUCCGCCAUUUGUACCUUAAACAUGUUUAAAACGUUGCAACUCAGUCAAAACGCCAAAUGGAAAUAAUAUCAUUGUAUUAAACGUGAAGCAUACUGUAAAGACCUAAUGCGGAGCUCGACUUAAUGACUAAAUUAUAUUCUCACUAACAAUUAGUACAAACAUGUUAACAAACUGUGCCUGUAACAAGUUUAUUGAUAAGCAAAGAUCAGAUACAUGGGUGAUGGAUAUUAUAAAUAAUAUGAUUAAACUUCUAAAAUUAAGCAUAUCAUAAGGGAAAUUUUCACAACCGGAAAAACCCGGGGAAAUAUUGAAUUUUCGCAGGAUGGUUAAGCAGAAAGCUUUUAACACGCUUUGUUACAGGAACGUGGAUUGCUGCUGUUGCUACGCUACGCUUCCCGCUGGGGUAACCAAUCGAUGCGAGGGCUAAUAGAUGUUACAUCCGUUGAACCAGCACGACACUGUCACCAAUUUCAGUGUCCCUGUCAAUAUAUUGAGUAUCAUCUAAAAUGUAAACCACGAGGCAAGUUUAAAUUUUGUUGUUUAUGUUACUGGGUGUCGGCUUCCGAGUGGUAUGGCUAGGCUAAAGAUACGGAUGAUGUUUCUUAACAUUAUCACCUUCUUUGUAUACUUACUUGCAUGUAUAACUAGAACGGUGAACAGCUAAUUAACGACUUUGAUUCAUCUGCCAAAAUUCGACGAAAUUUAUGUGUAAACAUUGGGAUCAACUGAGAUGCAUUUUUUAUUCAUGUGAUACCUGAAGAAUCUGUAAAUAAGCGUUAGGCACAAAUUACGUAACUUUUGAAAAAUACAUCACUUUGUACUUAAUAAGUGCGGUAAAAUACUUGCUGGUGCCUCACUAAUGAUAUUUAAUGUAGUUUUUAUAAUUGUUUUUAUUACUUUGAGAAUCCACUUAUUCCAACAGUACGCUUCACUAAAUUUUGUAAAUACUUACAUGUUUGAGUAUUUUGUAGUUACAUUAGGGUAUGUGAUACAUCUGAAGAUUGAAGUAAAAUGAUACAUGCUAAUUAAACUAAAUAAAUCUACCGAUUCCGUCCAUCCGCCUUUAAACAUUUGCUCAUUUCAUUGUUAAGCGGAUCAAUGGAAACGAUUGCAAGGAUUUUAGAUCUGAAAAAUUGCAAUAAAAAAUACUAUUAUUAUACUGAAACCUAUAAUGUAGCAAAAUAUGCAAAAUUAGUCGAUAAGGCAGUUGAUGUCUUUAUUGAAAUAUACUUGUUAUAGUAAAGGAUAUUUAUAUAUUAAUUCCGAAAUUACACUGUUUGUCCUUCUUUUGCACAAAUCUUCUCACAUUAACAAUGGGUUCCACAAGCUAUUUUAUCUGGUAUUAACUAUCUGGCAUAAAAUAUUAUGGUAUAUCGUGCUCGGUCAUCUAAAUCAAUUAGACACGACCGGGCGCUUUAAUUACCUAAAAAUGUUCGAAUGUGUCAUCCACCAAUCUCAAGAAAAGUUUCUUGAUGUGUUUUGCUGAAAUUUAAUCGUUUAACUAACAAUAUUUACUUUAUAUUCCAUCAUAUUUUACACAGCAUAAACGAAAAAGCCCGGUCAAUCGUGCUGGCAACAUUGCAGUAACAGGUCAUGAACGUAACAACAAUAAUUGUCUAACCAAAAACAAAUAUUUUUGAGUAUGAUUUUAGUACAAAAGUAAGAUGUAUUCGUGAUUCGGCCAAUUAUACUGAUGUAAUUUUUUUUAUUCGGAUGUGCUGGAAAAAGCCAUUUUUUGUAUGUUUUAAGGAUUUUGACAUUUUUUUUUUUCGAUCCAUUCGUAUUCUAUUGAAAACUGUAUGUUGUUAUCAAAACGAGCGACGUACUUUGAAUCGCUAAAAGUUGUAAAUGAAAUUUUCAGCGUCACAAAUUUUUGGCAUUUGAAACGCUAAUCACGCAGUCAGACUUUCUGAAACACAGUGGCCCGAAAAAUCUACUUUUUUCAAAAUUUUAAAUUUUCAAAAAGUCGUUACUUUUGAUUAGUUUGACCGAAUUUCUGAAUCUUUGCCGUUAAAGUAAAGGUUAUUAGGCCUUUCAAAGCGCAUUUUGUCGUCUAUCGUUUAAUAUUUUGUUUUGAGCAUAUUCCAGAUCAAAAGGCAUUAUCAUUCCAGUAAGUGGGGAGCCUGAGGAUUAACCCAAGUCCUUCGACGUCGAAAGGUCCUGAACCUACUGAGAAUCGAACCCACAAUCAUCCACCUGUCAAAGCGGACUUUGUAACCUUGCGGCUACGCAGCUCCCUUUAAUUCAACAUGACGAAUACGGUUUUUUUCAAAAUCGUGUUCGACUAAGGAUUACCACACUCCUGGACAUCGACUUACGGUGCAGUUCAUCCAGCUCCAAUUUCAGUUCAGCCACCUGCUCUGCCAGAUGCUUUCUUAUUCUUUUCCACGUCGAAUGUUUUUGUUCUCCGUGCAUAAAUUUCCUAUUUCCGAUUUUAUCGAGUUGAAGUCAGUGAUAUAACUAUAUUUAAUGCGUAUAAUAUUGGAAUGCAAUAGAGCAUCCAAUCGUCUGUAAAGUGGUUUCUCAACUCACUCUGCUGUCUUCUAUGAUCAUCACCGAUACCAAAAGUGAUGGCGUUUGAGCGUUAUCCUUUUAGUAACGUUUUGGAGAGGGGUUUUAAAUAGGGUUCGUAGCGGAUUGGUGUUCUACGCUGACGCGUCGAACGACUUUGUACCUCAGGAUCUAUCGUUGGUGGAUUCUUUGGUAACCUAGGCCAAAGAUUCCUGUCUUCGAGACCCAUGAGCUCUCGCAAAAACUUCCGUUGAAAAUCGUUCAAACUUUUCGAUGAUUCUGCUAUCAAUACUACAUCCUUAGUAGAAUUUUGUUCGGUUGGACUGAGUUCCCUGGCACCCAACAUCGCCCUAUAUGUCGAGGAGGACAGUCCGCUCUGCUCUACACGAUUCACUCGGUUCAUCUGCAUAGCGUUUCCUCAGUUGGUUGCUAAGCGAAUGGAUAAGUCGCUGCAGUUCUGGAAGCCAAACAUUGUAUAUGACUGUACCCACUCGUUCAACGAUUUCUCCUGGCACCCAGUUUAUUUGUUUCCGUAGUGCACUUGAGCAAACACUUUACUUUUUACCUCGGAAGAUUUGUUCUUCGCACCAUGUUUAGCGUUGAGUUGUGGGUUUUGCUCGGUUUCCCUAAAAGCACCUUCACCGGGGUUGUUCCGUCUGGAGUAUUUCGACACUGUGUAGAUCUGUAGCAGAGUAGAAUAGUAUCAAGUGCUUCUUCUAAUGGUUCUCCUCCAGCCUAAAUUUUCUUUACUGUCCGUUUGAACAUGUCGACAAAGCGUUCCACUCGACCAUUGCUUCGAGGAUGGAACGGCGCUGUCAUGAGAUGCAUUUUCCUCGCGAAAUCUCUCAAACACAUCGCUUGUUAGCUGUGUCCUAUUGUCAGACACUAGCACGUCAGGCAUUCCAAAUCUGCUGAAAAUCUGACGUAAAAUAGAGAUGGUUGCUGCUGUGGUGAUUCUAGCAGGAGCCACUUCUGGCCACUUUAACAAUGAGUCUACCAAGAGAAGAUCACACACUUUAUUGAUCGGUCCUGCGAAAUUUAAACGCACACUUGCCAAGGCUUUUCAGGAAUUAGCUAUGAUUCAAGUUUAGUUUUAGCAUCAGUCUUCGCCACAGACGCACACUCAGAACAGGAUAGGAUUAAAGUUGAAACAUGGUCGUCAAUGUUCGGUCAGUACACACAACUCCUCGCGAGGGACCGCAUUCGCUCUACGCCCGGAUGUCCUAUGUGCAAGUAUUGCAGUACCUUACGCUGCAAUUUGUACGGUACCACAAUUCGUUCUCUAUACAUUAAGACUUUUUGCGCUACAUACAUCGAUUCCCGUCAUGCAAAGAAUUGUUAAACCUCCAAUCCACCGGAGACGGUUCUCUUGUCGCUAGGCCAAUUUUCGAUAACAUACUUCAGCACCUGAUGCAAGGUCUCCUCUUGAGUAGUCUCGGCUGCUAUCAUUUUAUAAGAAACAAGAAGAUACUCUAUUGACUGACUGACUACGUUGCAAAUUUCCCAUUCAAUCUCAAUUGGCGAAAGUGAAGAAAGGGAAUAUUUUUGCUUUUGUUUUCACACAUGAAUUGACAAUUGCAUAUGAGAAUUCGCGUAGGUGCGAACAGCCUUAAAAAUCUCUUUUACUUGUGUCAGGGCCAACAGAUUCGAUGACGUAAUCCUCAUCUGGUCUGACAUGGCUAUCGAUUAAACGGGAUAAUAUGUCUGCAUGGCCCAAAUGACUGUGCAUUGACUGGACAAAUGCAUAACGCCGUAGCCGUAGUAUCACGCUUCAGUUUAUUGAGAGAUUUGCACUCUUCGACAACCUGCACAAGUGUGAUAUCUUUUGUGUCAUUAAUUUUCGACAACAAACGUAUUCGAAUGUCAUAAUCUUUGGAUGAUUUCAGCCCAACCAAGAAAAUGAGAC
Wyeomyia smithii (pitcher-plant mosquito) is the source of this 6123-nucleotide messenger RNA. RefSeq lists its product as uncharacterized. NCBI's taxonomy places the organism in Eukaryota, Metazoa, Arthropoda, Insecta, Diptera, Culicidae. The transcript has 6 exons. The coding region runs from base 294 to 1706 and encodes 470 amino acids. The record is from RefSeq and is a predicted model, not a curated record.